AUGGCUCCAGGGCCAUCACUAGCUCCGGCACCGGCACCAGACCUCGGAGGUACUCACCACAAGUUCGAUGGCGAAUCCCAAGUGAAGGACUUCAUCCACACCCUCCUGCAUUACGGCGGAUACAACGAACUCGUCGACAUUCUUGUCAACCUGACUUCCUUACCGUCAGAAAUGGGGAACUUAGUGUCUGAAGGCUACGUUUUAAUAGUUUUAGCUCCGAACGAUAAUUAUUCCCCAGAGACUUUUCUGUCCAUCAACCUUGUUAAAUGCCCACUAACCCAUCCUGAUAAUAGUUCAUUUCUUUUCCGUUUUCCUUUUCUCAUUCCGGAGUAUCAGACGGAGGAGAGUAUGUACAAUGCGGUAAGGAAAUUUGGUAAGAUCCGGCACGAUACGUUACGGGUACCCCACAAGGUUGUGGCGGAAGAGGCAGAUGGGUCUGUGAAAUUUGGACAGGGCGACGAAUCGGCGUAUCUGAUGGAUCCUGACAUCUACACCGAUGGCCGGAUUUCGGUACAGGGUAGCGAUGGCGUGCUGUUCCCCACUGAGGAGAAGCCGAAAUCCGAAACGAAAUUGGUCCAGCACAGUUCUACCACCAAGUCUACUGUGAAACCCAGGAGAGAGAUUGUGAGAUUCCGGCGAAGGGAUUCCGGUGCCGGUGGUGAUCAUUUAUUAGUCUUUAGAUUUGUUGAUGAGUCAUGGUCAUGGAACAGAGGCGGUGGUGGAGGAGAAGGAAGCGGCGGCGACGGUGGUGGUGGUGGUGCUGUCGGUGGUGGUGGAGGAGGCGGCGACGGCGGUGGUGGCGGUGGUGGUGUUGGCGGUUGGGGAGGAAAGAUAUGGGUGUUUUAG
Molecule: messenger RNA, 846 nt
Organism: Telopea speciosissima
Lineage: Eukaryota; Viridiplantae; Streptophyta; Magnoliopsida; Proteales; Proteaceae
Product: fasciclin-like arabinogalactan protein 17
Exons: 4
Coding region: 1-846 (281 amino acids)
Source: RefSeq, a predicted model, not a curated record